GGUGUCGAGGUAGAUCUCGCUGACUCAUCACUACAUUGUCUGCCUGACGGCUCAGGUGUCAGCAGCCCUGAGCCCUCUCGCGUAAUUUGGAACCCACACAAGGCAAAAUCAUCUUCACAUCCACCUCUUCCUCCAAGUCCACCCAAAUCUCCCUCCAACCUCGUCGUCCGAGCUCAACGCCCUCCACCCACCUUCAAGAUGGAUUCCAGCAAGCAGCCCGUCAAGCUCGCCAAGGUGACCCGUGUCCUCGGCCGCACCGGCUCCCGUGGUGGUGUCACCCAGGUCCGCGUCGAGUUCAUGGAUGACCCGUCCCGUUCCAUCAUCCGUAACGUCAAGGGCCCAGUCAAGGUUGACGACAUCCUCUGCCUGCUCGAGUCCGAGCGUGAGGCCCGCCGUCUCCGUUAAAAUCCC
Molecule: messenger RNA, 411 nt
Organism: Penicillium cataractarum
Lineage: Eukaryota; Fungi; Ascomycota; Eurotiomycetes; Eurotiales; Aspergillaceae
Product: 40S ribosomal eS28 domain-containing protein
Exons: 3
Biological process (GO): ribosomal small subunit assembly; maturation of SSU-rRNA; translation
Cellular component (GO): cytosolic small ribosomal subunit; ribosome
Molecular function (GO): structural constituent of ribosome
Source: RefSeq, a predicted model, not a curated record